GCAUAGAUCAUUCAUAACAUUUGAAAUGACAGAUGGGCAGAAUGUCAAAGCCCACUAAAGACCAGGGUUGGAAGCAGGGGCGGACUGACAACUCAUGGGGCCCCCGGGCAAUAGGGGAUCAUGGGGCCCCUUUGUCUAUGCCCAAACUCAAAAAAGCUUAUGAAAAAGGUACCAGGGGCAUCUCAUGGGGCCUCCUACUGACCCCGGGCCCUUGGGCAGUACCCGAGUUUCCAAAUGGUCAGUCCGCCCCU
Messenger RNA from Staurois parvus, 251 nucleotides. The record is from the annotation of a GenBank genome assembly. Lineage: Eukaryota; Metazoa; Chordata; Amphibia; Anura; Ranidae.